CAAAACGGCAGCCUCGACGCUGCACUCGCGGCGCGUUUCGUGCCUCGCGUCAUGCUGGCCAGGGUUCGGAGCGCUCAGGACGCAGAGCGGCAAGUCGCUGGAGGCGUCCGAAAAGAUGUUUCUGGAGGCGGCUGAGCGCGGCGACAAACACACAAUCGAGCGGUGCCUGCAGCCCCCGCGCUCGGUCAAUGUCAACUGCACAGACCUGCUGGGUCGCUCAGCCCUGCAGAUUGCCGUCGACAACGAGAACAACGAACUUGUCGAAAUUCUCCUCCAACAACCCGACAUCAAAAUCGGUGACGCUCUGCUGCACGCAAUAACUGAGGGCGUGCUGCGGAUCGUGGAGCUGCUGAUUGACCACCCGAGCAUCUCGUCGUCGAUGCUCGCCUCGGGCUGGAGCCGCUCGCGACCCUCGACGGAGGAAAGCUCCGACUUCUCUCCUGACAUCUCACCCGUCAUUCUCGCCGCGCACUGCAACCAAUUCGAGAUUCUCCAACUCUUCCUCGCCAGAGGUGCCUAUAUCGACAAGCCUCACCCACUGAGCUGCUUCUGCCGGCAGUGCGAAGAAGGCAAACAGUCGGACAGCCUUCGUUAUUCCUUAAAACGAAUCCACACUUACCGAGCCCUGGCCAGUCCUGCUUGGCUCUCGCUCACCAGCCAUGACCCGAUCCUCUCCUCCUUCAAGUUGUCGUGGGAGUUAGAGCGGUUAGCCAAGGUGGAGAACGAGUUCAAAGACACGUACAUGGAGCUGAGCACACAAUGCAAACGGUACUCGUGCGAGUUGCUGGAUCAGUGCCGCUCGAGUGAGGAGGUGAUCGCAGUUCUCAACCGCCGCACCACCACCCCCGAAGAACCCUCCAUGUACGAUGAGGCGCCCACCUUGGAGAGGCUCUCGCUCGACCGACUCAAACUUGCCCUCAAAUACGAUCAGAAACAGUUUGUGGCCCAUCCUCACUGCCAGCAGCUGCUAACUUCCAUCUGGUACGAGGGUUUUCCGAUUUGGCGACGUCGGGGUGGAUUAGAAAAGGUCCUGCUCUGCUUAGCAAUCAUCACUGCGAUGCCCCUGCUGGCCGCUACGUACCUCCUCUUCCCUCGCACCCGUCUCGGCCGACUCAUCAGGUCGCCCUUCAUGAAGUUCAUCUACCACAGCGCUUCGUUUGGCUGUUUUCUGGUGCUACUGGUGUUAGCGUCGACCAGAACCGAGGGCAGUGAGGUUUACAGACAGAACACCCGUGGUCCGGCGCCAUCCGUCAUAGAGUGGCUCAUCCUCUUCUGGGUGUCGGGAAUGGUGUGGUCCGAAUGCAAGCAGCUAUGGGAGGAAGGCCUGAAGGCGUACGUGCGCCAGUGGUGGAACUGGCUCGACUUCAUCAUGCUUUCGCUCUAUCUGUGCACUUUUUCCCUAAGGGCAGUGGCCUAUCUGCAAAUUACCACCAACAAGGAGCUUCCACGAACCCAGUGGCCAAACAAUGACCCAACCUUGAUCGCUGAAGGAGUUUUUGCCGUGGCCAACGUUUUCAGCUUUGCCAGGAUAAUUUACCUCUUCCAGACAAACCCCCAUCUUGGUCCUCUGCAGAUCUCCCUUGGCUGCAUGAUCAUUGACAUAGCAAAGUUCCUAUUCAUCUUCUUCCUGGUGCUGACCAGUUUUGCGUGCGGCCUCAACCAGCUUUAUUGGUACUACGACUCCAACACGGAGCACUGCACAGAGCGGCCCAACGGCAAGAUGGAGUGCCAGUCCAACUCGGACGCUUUCACAACAUUGGAUGUGACGUUUGCUACUCUCUUCUGGUCUCUCUUUGGCAUCAGCUCGCCUAAAAGUACCGAAUUGGUUGAUGCACAUCCCUUUGUUGAGUUUGUAGGCCAGGGCCUAUUUAUGGCCUAUCACGUACUCAGCAUCAUAGUCCUCAUUAACAUGCUGAUCGCUAUGAUGUCUAACAGUUUCCAAGUCAUCGAGGACCACGCAGAUCAGGAGUGGAAGUUUGCUCGGUCAAAGCUGUGGAUGAGUUAUUUUGAUGAAGGGUGCACCCUUCCGCCACCCUUCAACGUCAUAAUCAGCCCCAAAUCGGUCUUCUACUUUUUCAAGGGCAUCAAAGGUCUGUUGGUGCGUCUCUAUAGUCGGCCCAAAUCACCGCUCCACUCUAUCCCGCGGCCCGCCACGGCCGAGAAAGGCCUACUCGUGGAUGGUGAUACAAAUUCAACUGGCCGACAAACAUCUGUUGAAAGUUCGCAAGGCCCUCCGAUGCCUCAGCCAUGCCCUUACAACGAAAUCAUGCGUCGCCUGGUAAACAGAUACAUCCACAAAAUGAAAAAGCAAUGCCGGCAGGACGGCGUCAACGAAGACGAUCUGCUCGAAAUCAAGCAGGACAUCUCCAGUCUAAGGUAUGAGCUGCGUGAGGAUCGAAAAAGGGAGAGUGCUCGAACCUCGGCACACUUGGACACGAUCAAAAAAGACAUAGUCCGUUCUGUGCGUUCAAGUCUGCCUGCUUCGCCCCAAACCCUUCCACCACCACAGCAGAGAUCUUUCGACCUUGGAAUGCUCAGGGCGCACCAUCCUGUGGUUGAUUUGCAAGUUCCGCCACCACCUCCGCAGCCUCUUCUACCUCAUUCGCUACACGGUAGUAUGGCGUCGGCGGGUCUCUACGGCAGCACCGCCUCGACGGCGCCACUACGCGAAACGGCGCCGGAGACUUUGGAGGCCCUGAAAAGAGACAUCAUCGCCAGCGUGCGCGCCGAACUGCGCGACGCCCUUCGCGAGAUGGCCAUGCAAGCGGCCCCUGCGGCGCCCAGCAUGCAGUCCCCUGCGAUGCCGCCCCCAGUGAUCCGGCCCCCGGUGCCGCCUCCACCUCCCAACGACCUUUACCAGACUCAUCUGUACACACAGCUCUAGCUUCGGACGACGGCGGCGUCGUCAUCUCUGCUGCAAGUCGGCGCUGCCGUCGAGGCCGCAUCCUCUGCGCACAACAACUUGAGGACGCUGGCUUUGUACAAAACAAGAAGGUACACGAGGAUUUAAUUUUUUUCUCCGAAUUUUGAGAAUUUAUUCCAAUUUUGCAAAAUAUCAUGGGGAUAGGAGAUGGAAAGUGAAAUUAAAAUUAAUUAAAAUUUUUAACUUUAUUUGAAAAUUGACAUUUUUCUAGCUUUGUGAUCAAAUUCGAUAAAAUUAAUUUUAUUACCUUUAAUAAUUUAAUUAUUUGGGAAGAUAGCAGAGGAGUGAAAAUACAAAAUUAUAUAUCGCAAUAAAAAACAUGCAUACAUUUUUGGACAACUACAGUAAGAAAAAAUUUAAUAUAAACCUACAGCGUAUAUAUUUUUGACGUUUACGACUUAGUCAAUUAGUUGUAAUUGUUAGAAAAAUCAUGCGGCCAAAUCUUGAUCACUAAUAAUUUAAGCGAUUGAAAUAUAAAAAAUUCAUGAUACAUUCGAUUAAGGUAAUUGCCAGAGGAUCAUGUUAUAAAAUUAACCAUACAUGAAUUUAAAUGCUUCACGAAAAUAUUUUGCAUUGCGAUCGCGCGCGCUUACGAGAUGAACACCAUAUUUGAUUAUGAAAAAAUCAAUACAAAAGAGAACAGAGCAUUAUCAAAAUUAGAUUAAAAACACAGGAUCUCUCAUUAUAAAGUUUUGCCUCGUGUUUAAAGCUGUGACAUAAACAUAACAAAAAUUACUUCGCAAAUAAAAAAAAACAUAUGGAUAUUGCAUUUAUCACAUGUUAUCUUAAUAAUAUUUGGUCUAGUUUUAGAUUACGAUAUAUGAUAUUGAACAUAUAUUGAAAUUCUGUCCAGAGAAGCAGUUUUAAUUGAAAUAGAAUAAGCAAGCAAUGAUACAUUAAUGUGCCAUAACUAACAAAGUGAAGCUUUUAGGUAUUAUUGUUACUAAGCAAAAUUUUGAAAAAAAUAAAUAGCCAGUGAAAAUUUUUAGAUAUCAAGAAUCUGAAAAUAUUGGCGGAAGAGAAGGUCGGAUUCACAUAAAUUGCUAGGAUCUCUACCAAUAAGAUACUGAACUUUUAUUGCAAAUUUGAUCAGUAGACAUCUAGAGGAUGAGUAAUAAUAUGCAAUUACUGUUAGGAAUAUAAUAUUUAAAACAAAAUCAUCCUUUGGUGAAAUAAAUAAAGUCGUGCCAAGAUAAACAUUUUGAAUAAACAUCAGCCAAUAUUGCGAGACUAAAUAUGAUGAUCCUUAACCUUGCAUAAGUUUCAAGUCCAAUAUUAUUUAGUUUGUCAGAGUUUUUUGUUAAUGUUGUAUUUUUUUGUAUUAUUUGGAACUACAUUAAUUAACUCUGUGUCCAAUGUCCAGCAAUAAAUGACAAUUUAAUUUCAAUUCAGAGGUGUUUUAAAAAAAUGCUCAAAAGUCAAAAUAAAAUGCUGUAAAAUAAACGGGUCCACGUUAAAUCCUUGAGGGAAUAUUAAAAAAAAAUGGUUUGUGAAACUGUUAAUGUAAAAAUACUUUUUUGUAUAAAAUAAACUAGAAUUAUGAUGUAGUGAGUGUAGCGUAUUAGGAAAAAUCUAUCCGAAUACAGAGGAGUAAAAUAAAUUACGUUUUAUCGAAUUAAAACGGUAUCUGUGCACCGAAUAUGUCUGGAAAAUGUGAAGAAAUUUAUGAAAGGAAGCAAUAAAGCAGUAAAUUGUUGAAAUAAA
This is a messenger RNA of Neocloeon triangulifer, 4627 nucleotides long. RefSeq names its product transient-receptor-potential-like protein. Gene Ontology annotation, cellular component: cation channel complex; membrane. Gene Ontology annotation, biological process: manganese ion transport; calcium ion transmembrane transport; regulation of cytosolic calcium ion concentration. Lineage: Eukaryota; Metazoa; Arthropoda; Insecta; Ephemeroptera; Baetidae. The record is from RefSeq and is a predicted model, not a curated record. The transcript has 16 exons. Gene Ontology annotation, molecular function: inositol 1,4,5 trisphosphate binding; store-operated calcium channel activity; protein binding. Bases 116 to 2884 code for a protein of 922 amino acids.